Messenger RNA from Penicillium canariense, 645 nucleotides. RefSeq lists its product as uncharacterized. The transcript has a single exon. Lineage: Eukaryota; Fungi; Ascomycota; Eurotiomycetes; Eurotiales; Aspergillaceae. The coding region runs from base 1 to 645 and encodes 214 amino acids. The record is from RefSeq and is a predicted model, not a curated record.
AUGUUCUUCAUCGUCCUGCGUAAGGGUCGCGGGGCCUGGUCUAUACUUCGGGCAUCGAUCGCCCGACGCUUACGGCUGAAGAACGACCCCGCGGACGCUUCCGAGAGAAAGGAGCAAACCACAGGCCAUCCCGAUGCCCCCGACCCACGGACCGCAACCCCGUUUGAUAUCCACGUCACACCCCCCGCUAGAAGAGAUACGCGGUCCAGCGACACGGACGGGAUUGUGAAUCAGUUAGCACUCCUCGCGGCCAGUGUUAGUCGGUCAUCCCCGAGCACCACGAUGGGUUCCAAGAGAUCAUCAUCGCCCUUAUCCACAAACGUCCAGAACACGCGACCGGAUGGUGACAACAGCCAGGAGUAUCUGGUGGCCGAAGUGGAAUCAUUCCAUUACUUGCGCAGUCUCAUCACCGUCUCGUGCAUGCCACAGCCGUCGUCGGGGUACAGUUCCACCCCAUCCACCGUGGAGGUCACCGAUCAACCGCCGGGUCGCAAACGAGCGUCCUCAAGGCUGAGCCUGUGUCUCGGUGAGCUACCCGGUCUUCCCUUCUCCAAGGUGGCCCGCAAGCCUUGUCAUCGCUAUACCCCCCUGCCGCCGGUAUACGCCCCCAAGCCCAUCGCGAUGCGGCCCGAGGUGCGUUUCUAA